UCGCAGAACACGUCCAGUACCGCGCUAAAUCGCUUGAUCAGAACGUUUCUAAAGAGUGCGACCAAACGCCUGUUCAUCAUGGGAUCUUCCACGAUUAGUCUGUUAACCGUUGUAAUGGUUUUGUGCAUCUCAAUGUGGACCACCGUUGUUUCGUCACCUGUCGCGAUCAGUGAUGUGCAGCAAUCGACUGUAGACGUAGCUCGCCAUCUGCAGCGACGAUCAAUUGUGUUCCGGCCCCUGUUCGUGUAUCGUGAACAGGAAAUAAAGAAAAAGCGCAUACAGGAAGCUAGAGAACAGAAGCAGAUUAAUCAGCAGGAAUAUGAGCGGCAGAUGCAGGAUUACGACAGGCAGAUGCAAGAGUAUGACAGGCAGAUGCAGGAGUAUGAGAAACAGAUGCAAGAGUAUAAGAGGAAACAUGGCAACCGCAAUAAGUAGUUUCGAACAAAAGUAUAUUGUUAAUGCACCAAAUAAAAAUGGUGGCUCUAAAAUGUAUAA
Messenger RNA from Topomyia yanbarensis, 495 nucleotides. RefSeq lists its product as uncharacterized. NCBI's taxonomy places the organism in Eukaryota, Metazoa, Arthropoda, Insecta, Diptera, Culicidae. The record is from RefSeq and is a predicted model, not a curated record. The coding region runs from base 79 to 435 and encodes 118 amino acids. The transcript has 2 exons.